GCACAACAGCACCUGUUUAGACGAAACUUAUGUGACCGCGUGCGGCCCUGGCACAAUCAGUUUGUACUCGACAUUUUUCCUAUGUUUCAUUGCUCAAUUUUCAGGCUGUGUAUAUAUUACCAUGACUGGUAGUCCCAGUAGCAACCCCUCGAUUAUUCCAAUGUGCCAAUUCAAUCGAUGCCUCUCCCCUGCCAUCCAUCAUGGCAAGUGCGACUACCACCGCAUGCGAAGUGGGUGCAUGGUGAAGCACUGCCCCAACCAAGUGUAUGCCCGAAAGCUGUGCGUCAAGCACGGGGGCAAGCGGCAGUGCCAAGCCGACGGCUGCGAUGCCAAUGCACGAAGACACGGGUUCUGCUGCAAGCAUGGCCAGAAACCAGCCAAGAAGCCCUGCCUCGUCGAAGGUUGUGUCAAAUUUGCACAUUCGCGGCGAUUCUGCGCGGCCCACUGUGGCAGCCGUAGCCACACGUAUAACGACAUUUUCCUCGAUCCGAGCACUGCUGCCGUGCUUAGCUCUACGCGUUGCAAAGUCCAUGGCGACCACUGGAAUGGGGAUGCCGUACCUACCGGAUUCGUUGCCAUGUUGGCGGUGGACAAUGUCGAUUCGCAUAGCUCUGUAGCUGACGAGGAUGAUGCAUCGUUUGUGGGCGCGUGUUGGGGCGACGGGUUGGACAAGGGAUGGCAAGUUGAAAGCGUCGACUUGACCUGUGAAGACGCGAUGAUUUUAGAGUUCUUAUUAAUGUGAAUCGAUUGUAAUUGCAUGCGCG
Molecule: messenger RNA, 764 nt
Organism: Aphanomyces astaci
Lineage: Eukaryota; Oomycota; Saprolegniomycetes; Saprolegniales; Verrucalvaceae
Exons: 1
Coding region: 122-742 (206 amino acids)
Source: RefSeq, a predicted model, not a curated record